CCUAAACCGUCGAUUUUAGCGGAGCGAUACUCUUUUCGACAACGUCGGCAAAUGGAGGGUGAAGCGAUAGCUAGUUAUGUCGCGGCACUAAAGAAACUAGCAAGGACUUGUGAUUUCGGUACAUCCUUAGAAGAGAACUUACGGGAUCAGCUUAUUUGUGGAAUAACUAGUGAAACUACGAGACAAAGGUUAUUCGCAGAGGACGACAGUAUCACUUAUAACAAGGCGGUAAAAUUGGCUAUUACUCUCGAAGCGGCGGAAAAAAACGCGAGCGCGGUCGAUGCGAACAAUAGGAUGGAGAACGUAAACAAAGUGCAUUUAAAUCAUAAGUGUAUGGCGUGCGGCGAAGGACACAAGACGGAAACCUGUAGGUAUAAAAACUUCGAGUGUAGUUACUGCAGGAGCAUAGGCCACCUAAGAAGAAUGUGUCCAGACAAAGGUGCAAGAUUCGGAAUGGCGGGAAUGGCCGGCAACCGAUCACGCGGUGAUAGCGUGACAUUCCACAACAGAGGUCGUGGAGGACGAUACGCAGGGGUCGCCGGGGGGCGCGGCGGCGGUUCGCGCGGGAGGAGCAGAGGCGGCGGGCAGCGGAGCGCGGGCAGCUACUGGGUGCACGGCGAUGACUCAGCCGACUUGCAACAACACGGUAGCGAGACAGUCCCGUUGCAAGAUGACGUAGAAAGCAGUGAUUGCGACGAACUAAUAUAUCAGAUGUCAUUAUCUAACUAUAAACCGGCAUGAGUCAUUGUUCGAUGGCACACUGGGCAAGUACACGGGGGAGCCGGUGCGGCUUCACGUGCGCGAAGACGCGGAGCCUUUGUUUUGCCGCGCGCGGCCCGUGCCGUACGCGCUGCGGGGGCGGGUGGACGCCGAGCUGGACGCGAUGCUGCGCGCCGGCGUCAUCGAGCCCGUCGAGCGCUCCGACUGGGCCACUCCAUUGGUGCUUGCAAGUAAGGCUGAUGGCGGUUUACGUAUAUGUGCUGACUAUAAGGUAACCCUGAAUCGUGUCUUACUGGUCGAUAAGUACCCGGUGCCGAAGGUAGAAGAUCUGUUUAGUAACUUAUGCGGAAAUCAGUAUUUCACAAAACUAGAUUUAUCGCAGGCUUAUAACCAGCUGGUAUUAGAUGAGUCAUCCCGAUCUUAUACCGUGAUUAAUACGCACAGAGGUCUAUUUAAGUACAGUCGCUUAGUAUUUGGGCUGGCAUCAAGCCCGGGCAUUUUUCAAAAGUUUAUGGAAAAUAUAUUUAAAGGUAUACCAGACGUGGUGAUAUUUUACGAUGACAUUUUGAUCAAAAGUAAAGAUAUGGAUAGUCACUUGAAAACUAUUGAACAGGUUUUAGGAAUUCUACAAAGGAAUGGUUUGAAAAUUAAAAAAAGUAAAUGUGAUUUCUUAACAGAGCGAGUGCAGUAUCUAGGAUUUAUUGUAGAUAAGAAGGGAAUACAAGUCAACCAGGAAAAAAUAAAACCAAUCAUAAACAUGCUCCCACCACAGAAUGCCACUGAACUAAAGUCAUUUUUGGGUAUGGUCAAUUUCUAUGGAAAGUUUGUUAAAAAUUUAUCAUCGUACUUGACCCCACUUUACGAAUUACUGAAAAAAGGCCAGCAUUAUUACUGGGGGAAACUGCAAAAUGAGGCUUUUCAGAAAAUUAAAAAAGUAUUAUGCGGUGUGGAGGUGUUAGUACAUUAUGAUAUAUCACGGCCGACGGUGGUGACGUGCGACGCGAGUGCGUACGGGCUGGGCGCGGUGCUAGCGCAGCGGGCGUCGGAUGGCGCUGAGCGGGUGGUCUCGUAUGCAUCGCGGGCCCUUACCGCGGCGGAAAAAAACUAUAGUCAAAUCCACAAGGAAGCCUUAGCAAUCAUAUUCGCCAUAGAAAAAUUUCAUCAGUACCUGUAUGGAAGAAAAUUUAUCUUACGCACAGAUCACAAACCCUUAGUCAGUAUAUUCGGUCCGAAUACAGGGAUACCUACCACGGCGGCGAGUCGUCUCCAAAGGUGGGCUAUUAAACUCUCCGCGUAUGAUUUUAAAAUAGAAUAUGUCAAUACAGACAAAAACACCGCAGACGCUUUAUCGCGCCUAAUAAAGUCACACAAGGAAGAGACAGUUUCCGCCGAGGAGGAGCUGCCAGAGCAAACUUACCUUCAUUUCGCGUCAGAUGCACUCCUAUUAGAUUACAAGAUGUUACGUAGGGAAACAGCGACAGACCCGAUACUGAGUAGAAUAAGUAGUUUCAUAACGGAUGGAUGGCCAGCGAAGGUAGAUAUUAAAGAGCUAAAACCAUAUUGGAAUCGAAAGAAGGAAUUAUAUACAGAGCUAGGUUGUGUUAUGUUAGGAAAUCGAGUAGUCAUUCCAGCAGCAUGUAGGGCGUGGGUGAUCAAGGAAUUACACGAAGUCCAUAUGGGCAUAGUCAAAACAAAGGCGUUAGCUAGAAGUUACGCGUGGUGGCCCGGAAUAGACGAGCAGAUUGAAUCGGUGUGUCGUGAGUGCGUCGUGUGCGCUAGCGUAGCGGACGCGCCGCCCACCCGAGCACCGAGCCCAUGGACUUGGCCAAGCCGCCCAUGGUCACGUUUACAUUUAGAUUUCUUAGGCCCAAUUGUAGGCAUUACUUACCUGAUAGUGGUAGACUCAUGUUCAAAGUGGAUAGAGGCUAUUAAGAUGAAAAGCACGACAGCAGCAGCUGUUAUCAAUGUGUUACAUGACAUGUGGUCGAGGUUUGGGCUACCGAAACAGGUGGUAAGUGACAAUGGUCCGCCAUUCUCUAGUUCGGAAUUUUGCACGUUCUUAAAAAAUAACGGUAUUAAUCACAUUUUCUCAGCACCAUACCACCCAUCCUCUAAUGGAGCAGCGGAAAACGCUGUAAAAAUAUGUAAACGGGCAAUUAAAAAAGCAUUAAAACAAGGAGUAGACGUAGAUAUAGCUUUGAAUAGGUUCUUGUUAGCUUAUAGAAACACCGAACAUAUUUCGACUGGUGAAAGCCCUGCAAAAUUAUUACAGGGGAGAGCACUACGUAUGCGCCUAGAUAAAAUAAAGCCAGAUCGUUUGGAACGAGUGAGUGAGAGGCAGCUUCGACUCCAAAACCAAGGCGACACCGAGGCAGCAGUGAGUCGUCAGCAACAGCUUGAUCAGGAUGGCAGCGUUUGGUGCCGCGACUACCGUUCCAGGGAUAAAUGGGUACCGGGUAAGAUCACGGAAAAGCUAGGAAACAGAGAUUACACUAUUACAUACGAAAACGGAACCGAGGUACAUAGGCACGUCGACCAAUUAAGACGUAGGGUUUCCAGUGCUGUAUGUACACCGCCAAAAAUCACAGCCCGCCGCUCUAGCUUAUCAGCAGUGCCAGUGGAGGUGAGCAGCGACCAGGAGGAGCGCCCGACGGUCGUGAGAGAGUCGCCGACAGCCAUUGUACAGCCCAGUGUGUCUACCGACAGGUCUCAGGUCUCCGAAGAGAGUAUGAGGGAUAGGUCUAAGAGGAUUGCAAAACCACCUGUGCGAUUUGGUUUUGAUGAGUAUUUUUAAGACACUGAGUGAAACUUAAAUUUAAGCUUUGUAUUACUUAAGAUUGUUCAUGUACUAGUGUCAAUUAUGGGUGGAGGUAUUAGUAUGUAUUUGUCGGUAUUUGUUAAA
This is a messenger RNA of Pectinophora gossypiella (pink bollworm), 3622 nucleotides long. RefSeq lists its product as uncharacterized. The record is from RefSeq and is a predicted model, not a curated record. Gene Ontology annotation, biological process: DNA integration. The coding region runs from base 884 to 3514 and encodes 876 amino acids. Lineage: Eukaryota; Metazoa; Arthropoda; Insecta; Lepidoptera; Gelechiidae. The transcript is spliced from 2 exons. Gene Ontology annotation, molecular function: zinc ion binding; nucleic acid binding.